Messenger RNA from Leptidea sinapis, 3626 nucleotides. RefSeq names its product probable ATP-dependent RNA helicase DHX34. NCBI's taxonomy places the organism in Eukaryota, Metazoa, Arthropoda, Insecta, Lepidoptera, Pieridae. The record is from RefSeq and is a predicted model, not a curated record. Bases 132 to 3611 code for a protein of 1159 amino acids. Gene Ontology annotation, molecular function: ATP binding; RNA binding. Gene Ontology annotation, cellular component: intracellular anatomical structure. The transcript has 19 exons. Gene Ontology annotation, biological process: nuclear-transcribed mRNA catabolic process, nonsense-mediated decay.
UAAAUAUAAUGAAAUCAAUGAAACAGCAAUAUUAUUAAUUAAUUAAUUAUUAUUAUUAAAAUUAAGUGGAAUAUGCAAUAAAUCUUGAAUACUGUUUAAUAAUACGAAUAUUUCUUUAUUCUAUUAAAUAUAUGUUAUUAGAUUCGUCCAGUGUUGACGAAAUGGAUCGAAAACCAAGAAAAUAUAACGAGUGCCUUGAGUUAGAUCGAAAACGGUCUCAUUCUCGCCUCAGUUCAAGCCCGGAGCGCCGUAAAUUUAGAAAAAUUUCAGAGAGUCAUGCUAGUGACUUCAGUUUUACCGAUUAUAAGAGAAGUCUUAAUAAAAUUAUUCUUAAUAUACACGAUACCAACAUUGUUGCAAAUAAUCUUGACGACUUUUGGAAGUUUGUAAACAAAUAUGAAGCAACAUUGAAAAAAGCUGGUAAAGCAAUAACUUCAAGUUCUGAAUCAGAGAAUAUAUUAAAUGAUGAAGGAAUAUCUUUGACAUUUUCGAAGGCAAACAGUGUUAAUUUUUGUGCCAAUAUGAAAUUUACUUCAAUAUAUGACAAUAGGGAUAAAAUAAAGUUACAGGAGGGAAUGUUUAAAACAUUUGUGAACAUUAUAUCUUUUUAUCUAGAUUUUAAGAAUAAAGAGAAGUUUGAAAAACUUAGAACACUUAGAAAAUCUCAAAAAGAACUUCCUGUUGCCAAAUAUAGAGAUGAAAUUGUAUCUGCUGUACAAAAUGAAAAAGUAGUAAUUGUAGCUGGAGAUACUGGCUGUGGAAAGUCAACACAAGUACCACAAUAUCUCCAUGAGGCAGGAUUUGAGAAUAUUGCUUGCACACAACCCCGGAGGAUAGCUUGUAUAUCAUUAUCAAAACGAGUUGCUUUUGAAAUGCUUACACAGUUCGAGACAAAAGUUGGUUACCAAAUAAGAUUUGAAAAGAGCAAAACAGCUGACACAAAUAUAUGCUUUAUUACUGAAGGAUUAUUACUAAGGCAGAUGUCAGCUGAAAAUUUACCGAAUUAUGACGUCAUAAUAUUGGAUGAAAUUCACGAGAGGCAUUUGAUGGGCGACUUUUUACUAGGAGUGUUGAAAUGUCUGAUACAUACUAGGAAUGACAUAAAACUUGUGUUGAUGUCUGCUACUAUUAAUAUAAAGUUGUUCGAAGAUUACUUCGCUUCAGAGUCAGCUGUUGUAAUUCAGGUACCUGGUCGACUAUUUCCAAUUGAAUUACAUUACAAGCCAAUACUUAUCGAAGACAAACCAACACGAGAUGACAGAUUGGAUCCACAGCCAUAUAUACAGAUUAUGCAACUCAUUGAUAGUAAAUACCCAAGAGACGAGCGUGGAGAUGUUCUCAUAUUUAUGUCAGGCGUGCAAGAGAUUACAGCAAUCUGUGAUGCGGCGCAGCAGUACGCCGAGAAGAACAAGACCUGGAUUGUUCUGCCGCUGCAUAGUGGACUAUCGCUUGCAGAACAGGACAAGGUUUUCGAUUAUCCACCAGAGGGCAUCCGAAAGUGUAUCGUGUCAACAAAUAUUGCAGAGACUUCGGUGACCAUUGAUGGUAUACGAUUUGUUGUCGACUCUGGGAAGGUCAAAGAAAUGAGUUAUGACUCAUCAACUAAAAUGCAGCGAUUGAAGGAGUUCUGGAUCUCGAAAGCCAGCGCCGACCAGAGGAAAGGAAGAGCUGGCCGAACAGGUCCUGGUGUAUGCUAUCGAAUAUAUGCCGAGAAGCAGUACUCUGAUAUGGACGAUUUCGGCACUCCCGAAGUAUCUCGGGUUCCUCUGGCCUCUUUGUUGCUGCUCAUGAGUUCCCUGGGAGUGAAUGAUGUGAGAAGGUUUCCCUUCAUCGAUAAACCACCCGAAGAAGCAAUCGAAAAUGCCCUGUUGGAAUUGAAGCAGCAUGGGGCGCUCACGUCGAACGAGAAACUAACCCAGCUUGGUAAAUCUUUGGCUAACUUGCCUGUCGAAGUGUCGCUCGCUAAGGCACUAGUUGUAGGUGUUGCGACUCUACCGCCCCACAAGUUGGACUCGGCACUGGCACUCACGGCCGGACUGGGCAUUCGGUCCAUUUACACGACGCGUGCACAUCGAGACUUUGAAUGUGAAAAUGCAAGAAAACCCGAUGAAUCAGACCAUGGUGACCCAAUAACACUAGUGUCAUUGUACUGCGGGUGGCUCAAAGAGAAGUCACGUGGAGGCGGAAGGGCGUGGUGCAAACGACGAGGAGUGGAGGAACAGAGACUGUACGAGCUCACCAAGCUUGCGGCGCAGUUGAAGGCCUUGUUACAGGAUAAUAAUCUCAUGGAAGUCAUAGAAGCUGAGUCGAUGUCGUCUUCAGAGAGAGCCAUGCGACACGGACAGAUAAAACAAUUGAAGGACAUGAGAAGAAAGUGUAAACAGAAAGCCGACGAGGAAUCCAAACGUCGUAAGCGCCUGAAGGUGGACUCCUGGGAGAUCGUUGACGAUAAAGCUGAUGAUGAUGUGAUGGACAUUCGGGACAUUGAGUUCAGGCUGACGAACGACGCGAGCAGGAUCCAGGCCCUCAUCAGCGGUGCGAGUGCCAGCAGCGGCAGAGACUUGGUUAUGUUGAAGACUGUGCUGUGUCGCGCCCUCUACCCGCAAAUAGCCGUUGCUGAUGAGUUCAAUCAUUGUAAGUCUGUGUCCGAACAACUGUACCAUACUUGGAGUAAGCCUUUUGUGUUCCUGCACCCGACAUCAAUCUUCGGGAAACAACCCCGCACCCUCCAGCUAACCGACGGGGACAUCCAGACAGACGCGCCCCUUGGCUACAAGAGCAGACUUGCUCUAUCCUCAAAGCAUCAGAUACUGUGCUACUUAUCACUUUUGGAGACAACAAAACCUUAUAUAGUGAACUCAAUGAGGAUGCCUGCCGCACAGACUUUGUUAUUGUUGGCUCACGCUAUCGAUACCAACAUGGCAUUCACAAGAAUAAUAUGUGAUUCAUGGCUGUUGUUGGAGUUUCCAUACCCGGACUCCGGUUUGAGUUUACUGCUGAAAGCUGCUAGAAUUAGACAGCGAUGGGACGCCUUAAUCAAUAGAAGACUAUCUGACGCGAACCCAAAUAAAUCAGUUGAAAAUGAACUGCAGAAGAAAUUCAAAAUGCCCUACGAUGAAACUCAAUAUGAACUGGCGAAAGAUGUCAGUAGCUAUAUGUCUAGUCAUGUGUAUUACACUAUUAAGCGCCUACUGCCCGCUGACCUAAAGACUUUGUAUCAGGGCGCUAGUGAGCAUCCGGAGAUAGACCCCAAUCCGUUCGAAGAAGGAUUUCAGGGGAGACCGCACGAGAAAAAGGGGGGAGUGUAUGUUACUGAUAAUAUCGUUUAUAAUUGCGUAGUGGACACUGAUUGGAGCUACAAUAGUUACCAAGAAACUUACUCAAUACCGUGGGUAUGUACAAAUUGCGAAGUAUCCUUAUGUCUGUCGCCAUUAGAGCGGAUUCAGCACAGCAACUUUACAUGCACUUCUAGAAGUGUCAAGAAGGAAGAGGAGAAACCACCGCCAAGGCAAACCAAACCCAAUGCAAAGGAGUUUAAGUGCGAUAGUUGUAAUGAGAUUUUAUAUUUGACGCCUGUUGAAAUAUUGCGGCAUAGGAAGAGUUGUAAAUAAAUGUUUUGUUAUUAA